AUGACUGAAGCUCAACAAUAUCUUUUCCCCAUAUCAGCACGUGCACCACAAUGCCCCACUCUCCCCCCUCCUCUCAAUGGAAGAGUGUCUGCUAGCGGAGGUACAGCUACCUACACCUGUUCCACUGGCUACACUCUGAGUGGCUCCUCUACACGUACCUGUCAGACCAAUGGAGCGUGGAGUGGAACUGCACCAACAUGCGGUGGACUACAAUGCCCUGAACUACCUCAACCAUCUGGUGGAACUGUGACGAUAUUUUCACGAGCCCUUGGAGGCAUAGCCUUCUACAGAUGUAACACUGGUAAUAAUCUGAUUGGCUCCUCUUUUAUUACCUGUCAGAACGGCGGAACUUGGAGUGAAAAUGCUCCAACUUGUCAAGGUGCCAUGGUUACUGGGUUCAUGCUAAGAGGAGAACCCUUUACUAAUGGCAGUAGUGUCUCCCUCAAAGAUAUCGGUGAAACUGCUGAAGCUCUCAUCUUCCCAACAGAAAUUAAGGAUUGCUGCAGAAUGCAAAGGAUCGGACAAUGUUACGAUCCCAACGGUGUCCAAUUAAGUAGUAAAGGAGCCAAUGAAAUGUAUCGCAACCGUGAUUCUCAAAUGGUUCAACUCAAUAAGGUUGAUGUAUUCACUGGUGAAGCUGCAAUCCCUGGACUGUACUGUUGUACUGUGCCCAACAACGAUGGUAACCUUCACCGAAUAUGUGCAAACAUUACAGUUUGAUUUUCCAAAACUGACUAUUUAUCACUGUAACUGAACAUUCACUCUCUCCCUUUAUAAUUAGCAGCACAAUUAAUUUAAUUAUAUCAUCCAUUGACUUAAGUUUGUUCUCCUUUUAACAUGUAACACAUUAUACGUAUUAUACAUGUGCAUCAAAUUGCAACAAUUUUCAAUACAAUAAUUUUAAUUCAAUUUC
Molecule: messenger RNA, 913 nt
Organism: Halichondria panicea
Lineage: Eukaryota; Metazoa; Porifera; Demospongiae; Suberitida; Halichondriidae
Product: complement factor B-like
Exons: 3
Coding region: 1-720 (239 amino acids)
Source: RefSeq, a predicted model, not a curated record